UCUCCCUGCUCCCCCCUAAGCACACGGACACGUAUCUGCCCGUGUAUCACGCCAACAGAUCGCUGAACUAACGCUCUGGACGCAACUGACCGACGUUGGCAAGCGCAGAUCCGCGGAAGCUACGCUGCUGACGGCUGAGUGUGGAUCAGGAAAGUUGGUUUGCAGAGCUACAUAACCGACAGGAACGCAAACUUCCACCCGCAGGAAACACUGCUCGCGCCUUCAGCUUUCUGGGAAGCACGCGUGUGACCCACAGCAUCGCAACCUAUGACCAGCACAGGACCCCCUUCGCCCGCCACCAGAGUUCCGCCGGAGCGCAAUGUACCAGCUCGUGUUUCGAUGGAGGGCUCAAGGCGAAAUAUUGCCGAUGAUAGGGGCGAAGGAGCACGCUCCGGUGAUGGUGAUGCCACGACCGGGGCGAGCAGAAACCGAGGCCUGCGGCAAGACCACCCUGAACGCGGCGCGGCAUCCGAGGACGACGACAACGAAGACUCUAAGGCAGACUCGGACGGCAUCCGUCGAGGCCCGCUCUCUUCAGCGAGCGAUAGGCCGAAAGGCCAUGCGACAUCCGACAGCAAGGACGAGUUCCCUCUGAUUUCUGUGCCUCUGGACACAUGGGUUGGGCGGUUCGUGCGCAUCACCACCCCGAGGCACAACGGCACAACAGGCCUCGUCCACAGGACGGGCAACGGCUGGGUGAAUCUGCAGACCGCGCUUGGGGACGUUGCCAAGCGCGCGUACGAUCUAGUUGUAAUUCCUGAGGAGAGGGCCAACGUUGGCAGCAUCGGUGGUAUGCUGAAGGCGGACGCAGCUCGCGGCAAGAGAUACAGAGGAGGCCCAAAGGGUGGGGCGGCCGUGGGUAGCAACUCUGGAUCUGGAGACGAAAGGAAGGGUGGUGGUCCGUCGCGUAAUCGCAGCUCGCGCACCACGGCGCGCACUGCUCACUCCAGUUCAGAUUCCAGCGGCGAGGAGGGCGAUGACGGGGACGAACGUAGCAGCGGCCGCUCCACUCGCCGCAGACGAAGGGCUCCCAUGGAUGACGAUAGCGAUUUUGAGGACGCUAUCCAAGGGGACGACGAGGAUGAUGAUGGAGACGACGACCACCGCUAUGACGGCGGGGCCAAUAUGAGAAACGUGUCGAGGGGCGGUGGCAGGGGGUUCCCUGGUGGAGGGAGGAGUCGGACGAUGGCGAAGGGCGGGGUAAGGGAGAAAGGGGACAGGUAUGGAGGGGGGGAACCUGUAAAGUCUUCUGGGAGGAUGUCCAUCACGUUCACACGGCAGGAUGGAGGUGGCGGUGCCAAGCAGAGGGGAAGGGGCGGCGAGUACGAUAGGAUGAGGGAGCGUGAGCGGGGCGGCAGGGGGGAAGCACUCAAAGGUGGAGCCGGCAGAGAUCGGGAUGGAAUGAAAGGAGACAACUUCAUACCGAUCGGCAGGCACAAGGAGAAGGACUCUGAUGUUGGAGGCUCCCGCACCAAGAGAAGGGACGUGAUUUCCCACUCUGCUGCUGGUGAUUCAGAAGACAAACUGGGAGCGGGCGGCUCCUACAGAGAGCGUGUGGACCGCUCGAGCAACAAGCUCGUUGCCGUGAACAAAAAGGACGAGGAGGUGAUAAAGUCGUCAUGGGUUCACCAGAUGCAGAAGGCGAAAGAGCGACCGAAUCUGGUGCAUUGGCGCGAUGAACUAGUGGCUAUCACGAAGGACAGCAGCGAGGACUUUGAGGAUGUCACCCUUAGCGUGGAGCUCAUGAGAGUGCGGUGCGAUGUGUGCUACCAUGAGAAGUCGGUCCAAUAGAGGUGACUAUUGGAUUGGAUUCUCUUGAAGUUAAAGGGCGGACGAACAACACCAAAAAAACAUGGUUCUUUGGGCUCUUUGCUCCACGCCCAAGGCGACCUUUGCUCCUCUUGAAAAAGCGACCCAAUAGCCCUCUACCUUGGGUUUACAGCUAUACUACACAACAAACCGCAUCCGAAUCGCAUCAGCCAACCACGAGAUCUACUUGUCUGAAAACGGCCCCUCCAGGGGGGCUGCAGUGCCCACACCAGCAGACCCUCCCAAAAAAAAAUCGAGGUCCGCGCCGUUCGGCAGCAGGAGGCGCGCUGCGCGAAAGCUGAAUCAAAACAAAACGAAGUUUGAAGAAAGGACGGGGCAGUGUAUGGUUGCCACGUCAGCAGAAGAUAACACGCGGCGCGCUAUCGAACGCGGCAGCCUCCCCGUCGUAGAGAGAACGCUGGAGGAAACGAAGGAGGAGUUGGUCAAAAAUAAGAAAAUUGUGGAAGAGAGCCAGGCUCAACCUCGUUGCCGCCGCCGCCGCCGCCGCCGCUGCUGCUGCUGUUUUUUCAGCAGCAGCAGCGGCGGCGGCAAGUGUCUGCGUGGCUUCACCGCCCGGCUGCUGCCCGGGUGUGUCAUGAGGCAUGUGUUCUAGAGUGGGACCGCGCAAUGGUGUUGUGCUGUGCCACAUAGCAGGGCGCAAAGCACACAGGCGAGCCGCGCCCUCGCGCGUGUGCGUCAGAGGGUCUUUUCGGGAGGUUCCGACGGUUUCGUGCAAUUUCAUUGGUUGGUCGAUUU
This is a messenger RNA of Ectocarpus sp. CCAP 1310/34, 2565 nucleotides long. The record is from the annotation of a GenBank genome assembly. Lineage: Eukaryota; Phaeophyceae; Ectocarpales; Ectocarpaceae.